AGUAGUAAAACCUGCUCGGUGGGAGGCGGGCGCACCCUGUAGGUGGCUGGCUGCUGGGAUGGCUGAUGAAGAAGAAGACCCCACCUUUGAGGAAGAAAAUGAAGAAAUUGGAGGAGGUGCAGAAGGUGGACAGGGUAAAAGAAAGAGACUUUUUUCUAAAGAAUUACGGUGUAUGAUGUAUGGGUUUGGGGAUGACCAGAAUCCUUAUACUGAGUCAGUAGAUAUUCUUGAAGACCUUGUCAUAGAGUUCAUCACUGAAAUGACUCACAAGGCAAUGUCAAUUGGAAGACAAGGUCGGGUACAAGUUGAAGAUAUUGUCUUCUUGAUUCGAAAGGACCCAAGAAAGUUUGCUAGGGUUAAAGACUUGCUUACUAUGAAUGAAGAAUUGAAACGAGCUAGAAAAGCAUUUGAUGAAGCAAACUAUGGAUCUUGACACCUUUUGUACUUUCUGAAGCUUCAUUAUUUUCUGGGGAAACCAUAUUUAAUAACUAUAUUUUCCACAGUAAGGUUCUGAUAUCUAGCCUUGUGAAUGAAAGAUAGAGAACCACAAAGUUUUCAGUCUUUAUUUUCAUGUCUUCAAUUUUAGACUGAUAUUUGAGCCUUUAAUUGCCUGCCAUUAUAUUACCAUACUUUGAAUUACUUAUUGGAUUUUAAUGACCCACGUGUAAGUCAAAGUACCUUGCAAACCAUUCAGUUCCUUCUGAUUUUGUGCCAUUGUAGGCUGUACUGUAGCUGUUUAAAAUGUGAAAUCUAAAUGGUACCUUUGAUAGCUAAGACAUGUGUUUCAUGUUUCGAAAGUUUUCAGAUUACAGUAGUCUAAGUUAUUAAAAGAUAGUGAACUGGUUUGUGUGUCUUUUAAGGAGAAAAUGAUAGAAAAUACAGCCUUUUUUAAGGGUGUUUAUUUGUCUUAAGAUAAUUUGUUUUAAUACUCUUUUCUUUAGAUAAGGAGUGAUUUUUUUUAUUUUAAUUUUUUAUUUUUUGAGAAACCAAAAGUUUCCUAUGAAUGCUUCUGUGUUGGAAGACCUAUUUGAUUUAAAAUCUUUGGGGCUUAUACUGUUUGUCAGGUUUUAAGAGAACUCAUUUCCCCAGGUCAAAUUAAAGCUUCUAAACGUAAGUGUUUUCAGUAGCAGGAAUGGCAUUGCUGAAAAAGCUGAUGGUAGGAUAAGCAUUUGGGGUAGUGUUUUAUUAACAUAUUUGUUAGUACUUGUUCAUUGUGGAAAUGUGUACUUGACUAAGACCAUGUGUGGCUAUGGAAACCACUUUUGUAGUUCAGCAUAUACAGGUUUUGUGUAUAUUUAGCUUAUUGUAUUAUUCUUGCACUUAGCUUAAAGUAAGGAUUUUAAAUUGCAUUUAAGGGGAUCAUUGGAUAUUACUCUUUGUG
Molecule: messenger RNA, 1381 nt
Organism: Kogia breviceps (pygmy sperm whale)
Lineage: Eukaryota; Metazoa; Chordata; Mammalia; Artiodactyla; Physeteridae
Gene: TAF13
Product: TATA-box binding protein associated factor 13
Biological process (GO): transcription by RNA polymerase II
Cellular component (GO): transcription factor TFIID complex
Molecular function (GO): protein heterodimerization activity
Source: RefSeq, a predicted model, not a curated record